This is a messenger RNA of Carlito syrichta (Philippine tarsier), 635 nucleotides long. RefSeq names its product chromosome unknown C19orf53 homolog (gene CUNH19orf53). The record is from RefSeq and is a predicted model, not a curated record. Bases 124 to 399 code for a protein of 91 amino acids. The transcript has 2 exons. Lineage: Eukaryota; Metazoa; Chordata; Mammalia; Primates; Tarsiidae.
AACUCUGUGCCACGUUGUAUCCCGUGAGCCCUUGCGCUCUUCCGCCCCUCUGUGUCCCAUGAUGCCCCGCGCCUUCCGGCUGCGACUACUCUCAGCCCCGCCUCUUCCGGCGCGUACCCGAUCAUGGCGCAGGGGCAGCGUAAGUUCCAGGCGCGCAAGCCUGCGAAGAGCAAGGGAGAUGGCAGUCAGGUAGGGAGAGGGCUCUGGGCAGGCUUCCCCCUGCCUGGGGUCCCCUCUGACUGCCCUGUGGUUGCCCCUCAGAGCCUAGAGGUGGGGAUCCGGAAGAAGAUCGAGCAUGACGUGGUAAUGAAAGCCAGCAACAGCCUGCCCAAGAAGCUGGCGCUGCUCACGGCCCCCAAGAAGAAGGGGGCAGUGGCGCCCUCCAAGACGUCGUCCUGAGGACGCAGCCAACACCACAGCCUCCAUCUCCAUACUCAGACCUGGCAGGCACCCCCAUGCACUGUGCUGUGGGGGAGGGGGUCCUGUCCCACAGACUGGGUUAUACCUAGAACUUCGGUGGGAGCCUGACCCGGGAGUAGGCAAUCAGCGGAGUCCAGUGGUGGCCGGAAAGAUGUGGUCACCAGCUUCCUCUGUCUCCACUGGCUUAACCCACAGUAAACCUGGCUUUCUUGUUC